Apis mellifera (honey bee) is the source of this 1706-nucleotide messenger RNA. RefSeq lists its product as uncharacterized. The transcript is spliced from 8 exons. The coding region runs from base 318 to 860 and encodes 180 amino acids. NCBI's taxonomy places the organism in Eukaryota, Metazoa, Arthropoda, Insecta, Hymenoptera, Apidae. The record is from RefSeq and is a predicted model, not a curated record.
UACUCGCAGUUACCUCUGUUAUCGAUGUAAUCGACAUUGCCUGAGGCGUUACCUGCCGCGUAAUGUUUAUAUAUACAACAAGGAGCUUCAGUUACGCCAUUACCGUCGAAACGUACAGACGCAAAAAUUUUGUAAUUUACUUCAAUUUUACUGCGUAAUAUAAAAUCGUGUACGAAUAUUGCAUAAUUGUGAUAGUUACGAUUCGUGAAUUUUGUUCAACUCAUGUGUGCUAAUAGAUAAUCAUACUUAUUACCAAUAAUAUGUAAUAUUUGUUAAAAUACGCGCGUUAUAUUCGUGAGUGAAUGUAGUUUUUGGUAAUGGAGGAAAGAGAAGCUGUUAGAUUAUCCACAGCCAAACUGUUAUCUACGAACGCCACACGAAUAACAAGGUCAGCAAAUAAGCAAGGAAAAGUUAACCAAACAAGUCUCGUCAAUGGAAGACAGUUUCCGGCUGACUGUUCCACGAGCACGUCGCGCGGAUUUCACGCGGAUAGAUUUCAAAUCCCAUCUCGCGCAUCGUUCGCUCUGGAUUCUCGCCCCAUUAUUCCGAAGGACUUGGAUGAAAGGGACCCCUUCGUACCACGACCCCGACAACCGGUAACACGUCGGAUGCGAAGGCAAAACGGAUUUGGAGGAAUUAAGAAUAAGAGAGGGAGAGGAAUGGAAUUGGGGAGGAGGAAUAACGAAAAAUUGCGGUUCAUUAUUGACGACGACGAGAUAUGUGAAAUAUAUUCCGAGAAUUUGAUGUCAUUUCUUGGGAAAAUUUUUCAAUCGACUAUCGUAUCAUAUUCUCCUAAUACAAAGUCGAAUUUUUGGAUAAAAAUUUUUCUUUCUUCGAGGAAUUUCGAUAUUGAUCUUUGACUAGGAACACUGGAAAAAAUGGCAAAAAAUAUUUUGACACCAUUACCGUAAUAUCCGGAAAUUCCAAGGAAUUGAUCUCAUUUCCAAAAACUAUUAAAAAUACUCUUAUCAAUUUAGAUGAAAGAAGAAUUAAUUAAUCUAUCAUCUUCUCACGAAAAUAAGAAUGAUUAAAAUAAUAAUAUGUGCCACAAGGGACAGUAGCUCGAAAAAGGUAAGUAUAUAAAAUAUAUACUUUUAUUAUUCAUAUUCCUUCAUCCAGUAUAUUCCUGUGCUCCAAUUUUCCUGUUAUUCAUAUCCCCUCCAUAUCCAUCAAUCCUAUACGUUUCUAUACAAUCCUAUAUAUAUUACGCAUAUUCCUAUAUUCCUAUUAUCCAUAUUCUUUAAUUCUAAAUAUUCCCUAGUGUUCCUCUAUUCCUAUUAGCCAUAUUUCUCCAUUCUGGUUAUUCCUAUGAUCCUAUGCUCCUAUUAUCCUGAAUAUUCCCAUGUUCCUACACUCCGGUUAUCCAAAUUUUUCCAUCCCGAAUAUUCCUGUGACCUAUUAUUCCUAUUAUUCUUAUUCCUUAAACCUGUGUUCCUUUUCCUAUUAUCCGUCUUCCUUAAUCCUAUAUAUUUCCGUGUUCCUAUAUUAAUCUUCAACCCCUUAACCCUUUAGAAUUAAGAAAACUGUUGAAAAAUAAUUAAUUAAAUAGCUGUAAAAAGGUAAGUAAUAAAAGGUAAGUAGAGGUAAGUAUUUUAAAUAUUAUCGAAAUUUUCGAAAAUUUUUGUAAAUAAACAUUGAAAAUGUAAAUAAACAGACCGAGAAUGUAAAUAAACAUUGGAAAAUGUAAAUAAACAAACCGAGAAUGU